Messenger RNA from Aedes albopictus (Asian tiger mosquito), 718 nucleotides. RefSeq lists its product as uncharacterized. The transcript is spliced from 5 exons. The coding region runs from base 1 to 675 and encodes 224 amino acids. The record is from RefSeq and is a predicted model, not a curated record. Gene Ontology annotation, cellular component: glycosylphosphatidylinositol-N-acetylglucosaminyltransferase (GPI-GnT) complex. Gene Ontology annotation, biological process: GPI anchor biosynthetic process. Lineage: Eukaryota; Metazoa; Arthropoda; Insecta; Diptera; Culicidae.
AUGUACCCUCCGAUAGUGAGAUAUGCCACAAUCCGAUAUCUUCUAGCAGUGGCUGCUCUACUGGAUCUGGACGUCUUCCAGAUGGGUGCUUUUCUGCAAGAAGAGUUGGAUGAAGAAGUCAUCUACAAUGGAACAGCCCGAAGGUCUUAUGUAUACAACCGCUCCGAAGGUUUAUCGCCUGCGAAACCGCUGUAUGGAUUGAAACAAUCCAGUGGCGUAUGGAACAGGAAGCUAGAUGCAGAAUUGAAGGAUAUCGGCCUCAAGCGUUCCAGUUUUGAUCCCUGUGGACGGCGAGCAGAUUAUCAUUAUUGCAGUGUUCUGUGGUUCCACGGCGCAUUUGUGAUUCUGCUCGGUCUGAUCGCAUUCAGUUAUACACGGAUAGUGCGAAAUGAGAGCUUAGUUUUAGUGAAAGAUUUUGCCCUGCAGUAUUCAACCAAUUUCAUAGGUGGUUCUACCAAGAACGUACUUAUUCCCAUCAAGCACAUCCACGAUGUGGUGAUAAACGAAGCAUUCCACAAUCUAAAAGUUGUCUUCAUUCUGACGGUUUUAACCAAAGGAAAUCUCUUCAAAAGCAGGCCUGCAAUAACCUUGCUAAAUCACCUGAACCCGCGAGUUGACUGUUUGGAAAUGAUAUACAACGAAGUGCAUACAAUUUUAGAUAUAGAAAAUGAUUGAAAUAAAUUUAUUUAUACAUGCACAUCAUUUCUUACCGUCUCUA